UGGUGUUAAUGUCUAGUCUAUUGCCCAAAUGCCCCGCUGCAUUCUUUCUCAUUCUCCAAGACACCCUUUUUCUUCUCUCACUACUUCACUGUCAAAGCUUGCUUUUUUACUCGCUCUCCUGACCUCCAUUGUUUCUCUCUCUAAACUUUCUCUGCCUCAACUUGGUUUUCAGUUGCACAAAGGUAAGCUCUUUGACACCCAACUUUUCUUUUUUUUUCACCCACAUUUUCUUGGAAGAAAGGAAAAAAAUGUUAGCUUUGGCAUUGUUCAUAUUGAUUUUCUGCAAUUCGCAAGCUCUGGUGAGUUCUUUGAAUGACGAAGCAAAAGCCCUUUUGUCUUUCAAGCAAUCUGUUUUAGAAGACCCAGAAGGGUCACUGAAUAACUGGAAUUACUCUGAUGAAACCCCAUGUUCAUGGAAUGGUAUUACUUGCAAGGACCAGAGAGUUGUCUCUGUGACCAUUCCCAAGAAGAGCCUAUCUGGGGUUCUUUCUUCUUCCCUUGGCUCACUCUCUGAGCUCAGACAUUUGAAUUUAAGGAAUAAUAGGCUUAAUGGAAGCAUCCCUCCUGGUCUCUUUAGAGCUCUAGGUUUGCAAAGUUUGGUUCUUAAUGGGAAUUCUUUGUCUGGGCCUUUGCCUUCUGAGGUUGGGGGGCUUAAUUACCUUCAAACUUUGUAUAUUUCUCAGAAUUUCUUGAAUGGGUCUUUGCCUGCAACACUGAUUCAAUGUAAAAGAUUGAAGAAACUUGAUUUGAGUGUGAAUAAUUUUAGUGGUUCUUUGCCGAAUGGUUUUGGGGCUAGCUUGGCUUCAUUGGUAAACCUUGACCUUUCACACAAUGAGUUCAGUGGGUUGAUUCCUAGUGACUUGGGAAAUUUGUCUAAUUUGGAAGGAACCAUUGAUUUGUCUCAUAAUAGAUUUAGUGGUUCGAUCCCAUCAAGUCUUGGUAACCUUCCUGAGAAAGUUUAUAUUGAUCUCACGUAUAACAAUUUGAGUGGUCCAAUCCCGCAAAAUGGUGCUCUAAUGAAUAGAGGACCAACUGCAUUCCUUGGGAAUUCAGGGCUAUGCGGUCCUCCAUUGAAGAAUCUGUGUUCUUCGGGAGGUGAUGCUAUUUCACCUUCCUUGUAUCCACCCUUGCCCAAUAACUAUCCUCCACAAGGCACAGUGGAUCACGAAAGGAGGCUGAGUAAAGGUGCCAUAUCUGCAAUAAUUGUGAGUGAUGUGAUUGGAAUUUGCUUUAUUGGCUUGCUGUUCUCAUAUUGUUAUGCAAGAAUCUGUCCUUGUGGAACGAGACACGAUGAGAGCGGGCAUGGUUUUGGAAAGGGAGGAAAUGGAAGAAAUAAAUGCUUAUGCUUUGGGAAGGAGGUGUCCGAGACUUUAUCAGAACAUGUAGAACAAUGUGAUCUCGUCCCACUGGACAACCAAGUGGCGUUUGAUUUAGAUCAGCUUCUCAAAGCAUCUGCUUUUGUGCUCGGUAAGAGUGGCAUUGGAAUUGUCUAUAAAGUUGUGCUUGAAGAUGGGCUUAACUUGGCUGUGAGAAGACUCGGGGAAGGUGGAUCGCAAAGAUUGAAAGAGUUUCAAACAGAAGUCGAAGCAAUUGGGAAGCUAAGGCAUCCUAAUGUUGUAACUCUUAGAGCCUAUUAUUGGUCAGUGGAUGAGAAGCUAUUGAUAUACGACUUUGUUCCAAACGGAAACCUUUCCACAGCAAUUCAUGGAAAACCCGGAAUGGUGUCCUUUAUGCCUCUUUCAUGGUCUGUGCGAUUGAGCAUUAUGAAGGGAACUGCUAAAGGAAUGGUUUAUUUGCACGAGUAUAGCCCUAAAAAAUAUGUCCACGGUGAUUUGAAACCAUCAAAUAUAUUGCUUGGACAUGAUAUGGAACCUAAAAUCUCCGAUUUUGGACUUGGGCGUCUUGCUAACAUAGCUGGAGGCUCCCCAACUCUGCUGUCCACUCGAAUGGCCUCUGAGAAACAACGACUACCAGGCAGCGGGCCAUCAGAAACGUCAACAAUUGUUUCAACCGGAGCUUUAGGAUCCCCUUACCAAGCUCCAGAGGCGUUUAAGGUAAUGAAGCCAUCGCAGAAGUGGGAUGUGUACUCCUAUGGAGUAAUCUUAUUGGAAAUGCUUACUGGAAGAUCACCGGUAGUACAGUUGGGAUCCUCGGAAAUGGACCUUGUUAACUGGAUUCACCUUUGCAUUGACGAAAAGAAGCCACUUUCAGAUGUUUUGGACCCAUAUCUAGCUGAAGAUGCUGAUAAAGAAGAUGAAAUGAUUGCCGUUCUGAAGAUUUCAAUGGCGUGUGUGCACACAAAUCUUGAAAAGAGACCUUCGAUGAGGCACGUCAUGGAAGCACUCGAAAGACUGCCCGCCAGCAGUGCCCUUUAACCUUAUCCCGUUUUCCUUGUCGAGAGGAAGGGUGUUUUAAUUUUGGAGGUAAAUCUUCGUUUAAAUCAGUUGGUAAGAGUUUAUUUUUUACUGUUUCUAUAUGUGGAUAAGUAAAAGGAGGCUGUGUAACAGUAACACUCUUGUUCUUAUCGCAGGCCUUUCCCGACCUAUCUUGUUUGUUCGUUCAAUAUUUCUAGUUUGUUUUUUCUACUUAUUGACAUUCAUAGCUCCAAAAUAUUAACUGACAUACCGACUUCAUGAGAUCACACAUGUGAACCGCUUAAACAGUUGUCAAAGAAUUUACAGCUUUUGUAACUAUUCUUUAAGUUUUGAUAACAUGAUGUUUUUUUUGUAUACAUAUAUAUCCUUGCAACUG
Ipomoea nil (Japanese morning glory) is the source of this 2751-nucleotide messenger RNA. Its product is annotated as receptor protein kinase-like protein ZAR1. NCBI's taxonomy places the organism in Eukaryota, Viridiplantae, Streptophyta, Magnoliopsida, Solanales, Convolvulaceae. Gene Ontology annotation, biological process: protein phosphorylation. Gene Ontology annotation, molecular function: protein kinase activity; protein binding; ATP binding. The record is from RefSeq and is a predicted model, not a curated record. The transcript has 2 exons. Bases 249 to 2375 code for a protein of 708 amino acids.